AAAAUGUUUAAAGAUACCCGCGCGACCGUUCCAACCCUCGUUCCUGUCGGCAAGAUAGCUACAGUCUUCCGCGCCUGUCGAUACCUCGGCAAAGGCCAACAACAUUUUAAUUCUCAUACAAGAGAGAUAUAGUAGAAAAUUUCCCAUGAUUAUGAGUUGGGCGGCCAAGUCUUACAGAGGAGCAGUGAGGACCUUUAUCAAAGGGUCUCCAGCUGUGGGGACAUUGAGAGUCCCAAGUGGUGGUAACCGCUGGAAGGCCACUUUGGCAGCAGAAGCACCUGGACCAGAGGCACGACCUUCCAGGGACAUACCAGGGCCAAAACGCUGGCCUGGAGUUGCUUCAUUGCCCUUUGUUCUCUCACAUAAAGAGCAUGACCCUUUGAGGAUUUACAAGGUGUGGAAAGCCUGUGUAAAGGAGUAUGGUCCAGUAUUUAGACUGGAUAUGCCUGGGAUGCCUCCAAGUGUGUACAUAUCAGAUCCUGCAGACAUAGAACACUUGUUCAAGUCCACAACUAAGGAGCAUCAUAAGCCAGUCUUUAAAACCUUAAGUGCCAUUAGGGAUACUCAUGAUUUCCACCAACCCCAGAAGGCUGGUAUUCUGACAGAGUAUGGAGAAGAGUGGUGGCGUGUCAGAAGGCGAGUCCAGCCAUAUACGGCCAAGCCAAAGACUGUGGCCAUGUACCUUGCCCAGAUGGACCAGGUUGCUUUGGAUUUUGUGGACAGGUGGGCAGGCUUAAGGGAUGAAAACAAGGAGCUGCCAAGUGACUUCACAGAAGAGCUCUACUGUUGGGGACUUGAAUCUCUAGGGUUAGUGAUAUUCAAUAAACGUCUUGGGUACCUGGAAGGGAAUCCAGAAGUGAAGGAAGUUGUUCAAAUGGCCAGAGAUAUAUUUCAUCUUGUUCAGAAGUUGGAGUUGGCACCCAUACAAUGGUGGAAGAUAAAGGAGACAGAGGAUUUCAAACAGCUGCGACUGACGAAUGAUAAGCUCUUGAAGUAUGUCCAAGGCUCAGUUAUAAAUGCUUGCAAGUGCCUGGAAGCUCGCAGUCCUGACAGCCAGGAGGAGCUCAACAUUGUGGAGAAGUUGCUCCUUGAUCAUGAACUGUCUUUUGAGGAUGUUCACGUUUAUCUCAUGGACUUGCUAACAGCAGGAAUUGAUACGACGGCCAUGACUGUGGCCUUUACUCUAGUAAAACUAGCCCAGAACCCAGAGAAGCAAGCCAAGCUCCACGAUGAACUAGAUGCUGUACUUGGGGAUAGACAGGAGCUGCUGACUCCCCAGCAUAUGGGCGACCUGAAAUAUACAAAGGCCUGUGUCAAGGAAACUCUACGGACUAAUUCACCUGCAAUCUUGACCAUGAGAAAGCUGUAUAAAGAUACUGUACUAGGUGGUUAUAUUGUGCCAAAGGGGUUCACUGUGAACGUCAUGCUGAACAUUGCGGGGACACAGGAUGAGCACUUUCCGAGAGCCGCAGAAUACCAGCCUGAACGCUGGCUGCGUCAUCACCCCCUGGGCCCUAUAAAUCACUAUGCUUCUAUACCUUUCAGCACAGGUCUCCGGAAUUGUGUAGGACGCAGGUUAUCUGAGCAAGAGUCUUACACUGUUGUUGCUAGAUUGCUUCACAAGUACCGGUUGGAGUGGCAUUACGGAGACCUUGAUCCCAUCAUGAGCAUUGUGGUGACGCCUGAUAAACCUCUUAAGCUGAAAAUGAUCGAAAGGAAGUGAGGCUUGACAAACCUAUGCAGCUGACAUUGUCCGAAUGGAAAUGAACCCUUCACGAGACUCCUUUGUUACUUAAUCUUUUCUUACUACAGAUGAAUAUAAUAUUAGUUACCUGGGUCAAUUUAGGAUGAAUGAGAUUUGAUAUCAAUACACUUUAGGUAGUGAAAAAUGAAAUACAUGGUAUUUUAAAACUCCUUCAUGAAAGAUUGGCCGAUGUUCUGAUUUAAUUUUAAAUGUUUUUUAAUAAUUUCAUGGUGUUUAAUCACUGUUCAUUAAUUGUUCCAUUGUGGUAUUGUUAUAUUUUUAAUAAAUGUUUUUACUGCAA
Messenger RNA from Penaeus monodon (black tiger shrimp), 2045 nucleotides. RefSeq names its product probable cytochrome P450 12a4, mitochondrial. Gene Ontology annotation, molecular function: monooxygenase activity; heme binding; iron ion binding. The transcript is spliced from 11 exons. The record is from RefSeq and is a predicted model, not a curated record. Lineage: Eukaryota; Metazoa; Arthropoda; Malacostraca; Decapoda; Penaeidae. The coding region runs from base 146 to 1723 and encodes 525 amino acids.